AUGGUGGCUGAUUUCUGCAACUUCAUGCAGCUACUGAAACUGCACGGCCAAGCGGACCCUACCAUCCUGUCAUGGAUCGAGAAGAAAUCGGACAAGUAUACUUCUCCGCCCAUCCAGAAUGAGAUUAUUCAGAUCAUGGCACUAGGGAUACUUACAAGGAAGGUCGCCCAUAGCGUGCUUGAAGAUGCGUUCUUCACGAUCAUGGUGGAUGAAACCACAGACGUAUCCAACCGAGAGCAGGUUGUGCUAGUACUGAGACAUGUGGACAGUGAGCUAAAUGUGCAGGAAAAUUUCAUCGGACUAUAUGUUGUGCCAUCCAUCGAUGCUCAGACCAUAACCAAUGUAAUUAAAGACACUCUACUACGCAUGAUACUGCAACUAUCCAAGUGCCGUGGGCAGUGCUACGACGGAGCCAGUAAUAUGUCAGGCACAAAGCGUGGGGUCGCCACAAACAUCACCGCAGAAGAACCAAGGGCCAUCUAUACACACUGCUAUGGAUAUGCUCUCAACUUGGCUGUUGGUGAUACAAUACGCGGCAGUAAGGUUAUGCGGGACUCACUGGACGCAUUACAUGAGAUUUCUAAGCUUGUGAAGUUCUCACCCAAACGUGACGGACAGUUUGAAGAACUGAGAAUGGAGAUGAGCCCCGACACGCCUAGAUUUAGAGUGUUGUGCCCGACACGAUGGACUGUUAGGGCGGAGUGUUUGAAAAGUGUCUUAGAUAAUUAUUCUGUUCUUCAGAAAUUGUGGGAUACCACCUAUGAGACCACAAGAGACACUGAGACCAGAGCACGCAUUGUUGGUGCGAAAAGUCAGAUGGUCGCAUUUGACUUUCUCUAUGGUGUGACACUUGGGUAUGAACUGUUAAAGCAUAGCGACAACCUAAGCAAGGCUCUUCAAUACAAAGACAUGUCAGCUUCUGAAGGUCACGAUCUUGCCCAUGUGACAGUGUCUACAUUAAGUAAACUACGCACCGAUGACGCAUAUCAUCAGUUCUGGGGAUCAAUUGACACCAAACUCGACAACGUUGAUGUGAACGAACCAACACUACCCCAGGGAUGUAAAUUGCCAAAACGUUACGAAACGGGCGACGCCGACUACGAGUAUCCGAAUUCACCAAAGGACCUAUAUCGCCAGCAGUACUUUGAGGCGUUGGACAUGGCGAUUAACUGUAUCCAAGAUCGGUUCGACCAACCAGGAUUCCGGCUAUAUACACGUCUACAGGACUCACUUCUAAAGAGCGUUGUAGAGGACCCUACCGCAGCUGACGACAUCCAGCAUGUCAUGGAAGUAUACAAGGGCGACAUCAACGAGGUAGCGUUUGGAACCCAGGUAGAUUCGCUCCGCACUCUCCUUUAG
Molecule: messenger RNA, 1359 nt
Organism: Mya arenaria
Lineage: Eukaryota; Metazoa; Mollusca; Bivalvia; Myida; Myidae
Product: zinc finger MYM-type protein 1-like
Exons: 1
Coding region: 1-1359 (452 amino acids)
Source: RefSeq, a predicted model, not a curated record